AUGUUAUGGUCCAGUAGUUCACUUAUCCACUUGCCUAAAGAGAAUGAACCAAGCAAGCCAAGGAAAGAGAAAGAGCAAGAUCUUGGUAGAAACAGGACAUCUUCUGUCUUGUGCAUGACAGUUCAUUCUCUAUGCGCAAAGUUUAUAAUUAGUCGAAAUGCAAAGCUUACAGAUGGAUGCGCCGGAUGUUCCUGUCCCUUGACAUUCUGGAGCUGUUUAUUGUGGACAGUUGGUGUACGUUCUCCCUGCGCAGUGGAUGCACUGGCGACAGCUCCGGCGCUGCUGCCGGCUGGCGAUUUGGCUUGUGGUGAACUUGUUGAUGUGGUUCUGGACAGUUAA
Molecule: messenger RNA, 339 nt
Organism: Pieris macdunnoughi
Lineage: Eukaryota; Metazoa; Arthropoda; Insecta; Lepidoptera; Pieridae
Source: the annotation of a GenBank genome assembly